Pedinophyceae sp. YPF-701 is the source of this 435-nucleotide messenger RNA. NCBI's taxonomy places the organism in Eukaryota, Viridiplantae, Chlorophyta, Pedinophyceae. The record is from the annotation of a GenBank genome assembly.
AUGGGUCGUCCAAGGAACAAGGGAAAGCAGAAGCACAAGAAGUACCACAAACAGCUCCACCGCGGCAAGUUCGAGGCCCGGCACAUCGACCAGGUAUGGGAGGACGUUAGGUCUCCGCAGGCUGUCAUCGAUGCCACGCACGGGCCCAAGGGGACGACGUCGCGCGCGGAGCACGACGACGACACACCAGGCGGCGGGCAGCACUACUGCGUGCCGUGCGCGCGCUACUUCGCCACGGGGCUGGCGCUCGCAGAGCACGAGCGCGGCAAGCCGCACAAGCGCCGCGUGAAGGAGCUCGACGGCAUGCGGCCGCACAGCCAGGAGGACGCCGAGCGUGCCGCGGGGAUGGGUAGCGUCGACAACGGACCGCGGCUGCGCCCGCGCUCGGGCGCCGGCUUCGUGACGGGCUCCAAGUCGGCGCCGCCCGUGCGGUAG